Molecule: messenger RNA, 2649 nt
Organism: Porites evermanni
Lineage: Eukaryota; Metazoa; Cnidaria; Anthozoa; Scleractinia; Poritidae
Source: the annotation of a GenBank genome assembly
AUGAAAGAAGGUGAAAAGGUGAGGAUGUUAUUUGUGAUAAGGCAUAAUCAACUGAUUAUUUUGUAGAUAACUUUUAAUCACUAGUUCUGCUUAAACAGAAAAACAAAAGCAGAUGUCUUUGUUUGAUGAACAUUUCAUGCCACCAUUUAUUUUAAUUAGAAAUCUGAGGGAUAAACAAGAAUACUAAAUCUUCAACAUACUUUUCAGAUUAAUUAUUCAGAACUGUCCAGGAAGUAUGGAGCAGCAGAGAGAAGUAAGGUGGGAAACAUGGUGGUGAAAGAGUUUCUUCAAACUAAAGGGGUGGAUGUGGCAAAGUUUACAGGUCCAAGAAAAAAUGCUCAGCCUGUGACAAGAAGACGCCUCAACCGAAUGUUUGGUGGUGAAAUCACAACACCUGUCCCCCGUACUAAUGCUGCCCUACAAGAAACCUUGAGGGCCAAGAUUAGGGCUGGAGAAUAUCGCUUAGGAGAGAUCAUUGCACCAAAACGCUACAAGAAGUUAAUGCUACAGCCUGACGGUACAUUAAAAACAGAGUAUUUCACAGUUAACAGAAGGAAGAUACCUUUGCUUGAGAUUCGUAAAGCGCUUUUGGAGGAGCAUGAGAAGGAGGGUCUUGUCAGAGACCACUCAGAUCCCCACUACAAUUGCAUGAGUGUGGAUGACAUAAAAAGUCGCUUAAGGGAGCUUGGAGAGCUGAAAAUAGAUGGACUAAGGGAGGAGUUAUUAAAGGUAUUAAAGUUACAUGAACGCACAAGACAUCUCAUGAUCUGGUCAGACCAUUCCAGCAUUAUGAACCAUGGCCACCUUCUGCUAACUGUAAAUGCAAUCUAUGAUCCUGCAUUCUACUACACUUCUGAAGAGCUCCAUGGGAAGAAUGUUCAGGAGUUAGUAGAGAAGCCUCACAUUUACUCUACGGCUAGAUGUAGGGACACCAUUGAAGAUCAGCUUUUAUACAGUGAAACUAGGCUGGAAGAAAUAAAUGAGCUUCGAAAUCAACUUUUGUCCUCCCAAAAGGUCUCCAUUAGAGACAUUUGCAGGUUCUUUUAUGGGGAUCAUCCUUCGCAAGAGGUAGAAAGUGGAGAGCAGAUUGGUGGUGGCUUUGGGUGCUGUGGAUGUACUGGGGCAUCAGCCAGCUAUAUCGACCAUGUGGGUUCACUGAGGGAACCGCACAUUACCCUCGAAGAAAGAAGGAGAAAGGUACUGGAAGGCCCAGCUGGAAAAGAAAGAAGAAAUUGUGGAGUGCAUCCUUUCAAAAACAUGAGCAAAGAAGAGCUGAUAAGAGAGUGCAAGGGGCGGCACUUAUCGGUUGAUGGUUUACUAAAACCUGCAUUGGAAUCUAACUUGAAAGAAGUACUGAGGGGCAUACAGCGAGUUCCAGGACUUUGUUUCCCCCAACAAGAAUGCUCCUUACAAGAGCUCAGCUUAGGAAACUAUGAAGUGUUACCAGUAGAGCCUCUUCAUGACCUCAAAGAGCAUAUCAACAACAUACUUAAAGAACUACCCAAACACCUCAAUGAUGAAGAAAAAGUUCUAUUUGAUGAGACAAUGGAGGCAGUAUUUUCAACAAAAGAGAAGCUCCGAGGUUCAGAUUACCGCCUUUGCUGUGUUGUACUGGCCUUGCACCUUGGAAAACACUGCCGUUUAACAAUCAAAAGACUGCUGCACACUCUUGCAGAACUUUGUGAAAUGUUGUAUGCCCCAGCGGAGAAGCGCACACCAAGAUUUAUUUUGCGUUUGCAUAAUGUGACAUUUUGUCAUGUUAUUGCAGUCCGUAAAGUCUUUAAAAUCCCACAAGUGCUGACAUACAGGAAGCUGUUUGGAAUAUACUACCACAGCAUCACAUGCCAUGCUCCUCUUACAUCUCGUAUAAUUUCUCUUAGCUUAGUAGACACUGAAGAAGAAGAAAGAGAAUUCAGCACCAUAAAUUCCAUCAGCAAAUCAACCUCUAAUUGUCAUCCUGAGCACAUUAUUCCAAACAGUAUAAUAAGAGUUCAAGCAGAAAGAAGCUUCAGGUCUAAGAAGAGUGCCCUGACAGAUCAACAGUCAAAGAUUGGACAGUUUGCAAAGAACCUCCCAAACUUUCCUGACACCUCCAUUCCUAAUGAGCUCCUGGACAGUGAAAUCUAUCAGGCCCACCUAGAACAAAUCAGCGAUUUUCUUCUUUGCGGAAGGGGUGUUUGGUGGCAUGCAGACGAGGAAAGCAAGGAAAUCACAUUUCAUGACAGUGAAGAACAACCUGAAUUUCGAGAUGAAAGCCCUCCAAUUCACCACUUUCGCUCCUCUUCCUUCCAGAGUGAAAGGGAAUACCUCAAAGAGAAGUGGGUUGAAUGCUUGACUCGAGCAGAUUUUCAUUUACCAAUCAGAAAGGUAAAAGUUUAUGAUCCGGAUGGAAAUUUAACAUUCACAGAAUACUACAGAAUUUUCCUUGAGGAACCUUGGCCAGAAAGUGGAGGUGACCAAAGUGCAGACCAACUGAUGGUCUGUACUGCAAUGUGUGAUAAUGAAAAUGGAAACAUUCAUGACAAAGCCGAUGACUCUGUCAAUGAAGAACAGCUAGAGACUGAACAAGAAAUUUGCAAAGACCUCAGUUUAGAUGGAGACGAGCUAGGUGAAGACAUGAGUGAGCAGGAAAUAUGUACAGCAAAUUAA